Molecule: messenger RNA, 243 nt
Organism: Angiostrongylus costaricensis
Lineage: Eukaryota; Metazoa; Nematoda; Chromadorea; Rhabditida; Metastrongylidae
Source: the annotation of a GenBank genome assembly
AUGAUGGACGAACCAGACGACGUUAAUAAGCUGCUAUCGGGUAAACUCGCUUCGAAAUAUUCUGGGUCUGACUUAGAAGCGCUAAGGGCCAUUGCUGCAGCUGUUAAAGCGAGAAGCCUUGCAGAUUUCAAUGAUGCUUACCCACAAGAGCUUCGAGAGGAUCCUGUUGUCUGCGAACACUUUAAUUCCCAUAGUGAACGCAUGCUCGAAAAAUACUUGAAUCGUAUCAUUCUGCCAUAUUAA